Nyctereutes procyonoides (raccoon dog) is the source of this 3098-nucleotide messenger RNA. RefSeq names its product ribosomal protein S6 kinase like 1 (gene RPS6KL1). The coding region runs from base 96 to 1733 and encodes 545 amino acids. The transcript is spliced from 11 exons. Lineage: Eukaryota; Metazoa; Chordata; Mammalia; Carnivora; Canidae. Gene Ontology annotation, biological process: protein phosphorylation. Gene Ontology annotation, molecular function: protein kinase activity; ATP binding. The record is from RefSeq and is a predicted model, not a curated record.
GGGCGCGGGGUCGGGCGGCGCCGAGGGCUGCGGCAGGUGUGGCGGCGCCGACCGGGCUCCCGGCUCGGGCAGGUCCCCACCACAGCGCAGCAGCCAUGAGCCUGGUGGCCUGCGAGUGCCCUCCUGGCCCUGGCCUGGAGCCUGAGCCUUGCUCCCGAGCCCGGUCCCAGGCCCGUGUGUACCUGGAGCAGAUUCGCAAUCUGGUGGCUCCCGGGGCCUCUGACAUGACCAAGCGUGACUACCUGGUGGAUGCAGCCACACAGAUCCGGCUGGCCCUGGAGCGUGAUGUCAGUGAGGACUACGAGGCAGCCUUCAACCACUACCAGAACGGCGUGGAUGUCCUGCUGCGAGGCGUGCACGUUGACCCCAACAAGGAGCGAUGUGAGGCCGUGAAGCUGAAAAUCACCAAGUACCUGCGGCGGGCAGAGGAGAUCUUCACUUGCCACCUGCAGAGGACCCUGGGCGAUGGAGCCAGCCCUGGCACGGGUUUCAGCAGCCUGAGGCUCCGGCCCAUUCGCACACUGAGCUCUGCUCUGGAGCAGUUGAGGGGCUGCAGGGUGGUUGGGGUCAUCGAGAAGGUGCAGCUGGUCCAGGACCCAGCAACUGGAGGGACCUUCGUGGUGAAGAGCCUGUCCAGGUGUCAUGUGGCGAACCGGGAGCGGCUGACCAUCAUCCCGCAUGGCGUCCCCUACAUGACCAAGCUGCUUCGGUACUUCGUGAGUGAGGAUUCUAUCUUCCUGCAGCUGGAGCACGUGCAAGGAGGCACUCUCUGGUCCCACCUGCUCUCCCAGAAGCACCCCCAACAGCCUGGGCUCAGGUCUGGCUUCAGCCCAGAAAGGACGAAGUCUUCACUCAACUCACCCCGCGGCCUCCAGACCCCAGCACUGCUCCCCAUGGGCCCCACCCACCUGCAGGACAGGAUCCUUCUGGAGCCUCCACGGACUUCUCGGAGUCUUUCCCCAGCCAGGGAGGCCCCAUCCAUCACUCCAUGGAGAGAGACCGAAGGUGACCCCUCGGCCAGGACCCAUACCUCCUGCCCCUCAGACCUUCUGAAGGCCCCAGGUGGCCGCCUGCACCUCCAAACUGGGCGAGGACCUGGCCAGAGCUCGGACAUGAGGCCCUCUUGGGGGCUCCCUUGGGUUCAUCAGGGGGCUGUCCGGGUGCUGGGGGCCUGUGGCCGAGGCCGAAGCCAGAGCCGCCCCUUAGCAGAUCGGGCCAGCCCAGGGUGCAGCAGGGGUGCCUGGUGUGUGAAGGAAGAGCAGGUGAAGCAGUGGGCGGCCGAGACGCUGGUGGCCCUGGAAGCACUGCACGAGCAGGGGGUGCUGUGCCGAGACCUCAAUCCCCGGAACCUGCUUUUGGACCAGGCAGGUCACAUCCGGCUCACGUAUUUUGGCCAGUGGUCAGAGGUGGAGCCUCACUGCUGCAGGGAGGCUUUGGACAAUCUCUACAGCGCCCCAGAGGUGGGGGGGAUCUCUGAGCUGACGGAGGCCUGUGACUGGUGGAGCUUUGGGUCUCUGCUGUAUGAAAUGCUGACUGGAACUGCACUGUCGCAGAGCCACCCCUCGGGAAUCCAGCCCCAUACCCAGUUACAGCUGCCCGAGUGGCUCAGUCACCCAGCGGCCUCUCUGCUGACUGAGCUGCUGCAGUUUGAUCCUGCCCGGCGCCUGGGUGUCAACAAGCUCAAGGCCCACCCCUUUUUCAGCACUACCCAGUGGAGCAAACUGGUGGGGUAAGAGAGGGCAGAGUGGGUCGUGGAAGCUGCUGGACUGGUCUGGAUCUCCUUUCCCCUCUGCCUGCCACCCAGAGCUGGCCCUCUAAUCAGUGACCCUCAGACAAAGAAGCCAGGGCAGCUGCCCUUCCUGCUCAGCGCCAUUCCUGGGCACCAUCGUCCCCCUCGCCACCGCCCAGAAGGGCCUGGGCGUUCCCCAGCCGGCUCUGCAGACCCUCUCUGGUCAUUGCUGAGGGGGAGGGACCGGGAGCUCACCCGCCGGGCAGCUCGAACCCUCGGCCCAUCCAUCCUCCACCCGCCAGUCAGCAGCUCCCUCUACCUUGGCUGCAGACCUGCCGUGCUGAAGGGUGCCUUCCACAGCACGGCUCCGAGCUCCUGACCGCCUGCUCGGUGGGCUGCAAGCUUUCCUGACUCACUAGCUGCCACGCGCCCGCUUGGGACAGCUCUGGAGACUCAUCUCAGGAUACUGGUCCACUGGCUCAGUGGGCCCCAACCAGGGCUGCCCCGCCUGCUCAUCCUAGCCCGGCAACGAGCGGGCCUCUCUGGCUCCCAGGCUACUCCUGUGGGGGGUGGGGAGGCUGGGGAAGCAGGAAUGUCACAGGCAUGAGGUGAGCUGGGGGACAGGAUGAGCCACUCCCCUCCCUCCAUGCCCCCUUGUGAGUUCAGACUUUGAAGAACCAAAGGCAGGCAGGAGAGGAAAAGGGGUGGGGGGGGGAGCAUGGCUCUGCCACUGUCCUUUUGAAAACUGAAUAAAGAGCUCCCUUCCCCAGCUAGCCCACCAGUGUGGAGAGGGGGCCCUGCCUGUGGGCCUGAGCGGGGACCACAGUGCUGCAGCCUCCAGGCUGAAGCCACUACCACACUUCGUGCCCAUUAGGACUCCCUUCUCUCUUCUCGGACGUUUGUCCUGUUUACCAUUUUGCAUUUUCGUCGUGAGGGUCCACCUCAGCUCACCGUCCACUGUGACUUCACAAAACACAUGGAAUGAUUGCCUAAGCUUUUAGCCAGAAGCAAAAUAUUUCUGGUCCCUGAAGAGCUGGGGUAAGUAGUUACCCCAAAGACAGCCCCCUCCCCAGGUUUGGGGGCCGUCUUAUUCCUCUCGGUGCUCACCCUGUCACUGGGGUGUGGCCCCUAGGACACAUUUCCACCAGACCUCUGCCCCCAACUCCCUGGUUCCAGUGUGUCCCCACCACCACCAGGUGGCGCCUCUGACAGCUCCAGUCGGGCUGUGAAGGCCCAAGGCUAAGUCUAGGGGUAGGGAGCGCUCCUGCAGAGGGCACCCGGGGAAGCACAGCCUGUGUGCAUUUUCCCUGGGGCUUGUCCAUACCGCCCCCCCACCCCCCUGCCCCCCAAUAAAGUCUACUGCUGCCUA